Molecule: messenger RNA, 7941 nt
Organism: Gambusia affinis (western mosquitofish)
Lineage: Eukaryota; Metazoa; Chordata; Actinopteri; Cyprinodontiformes; Poeciliidae
Gene: fhip1aa
Product: FHF complex subunit HOOK interacting protein 1Aa
Exons: 13
Coding region: 2642-5542 (966 amino acids)
Source: RefSeq, a predicted model, not a curated record
ACACACACACCCACAGGCUUGUACACACCCAGGUUAGGGAUGUCAUGACAGCAUUUGUGAUUUGUUAGAAGCAGUUUGCCGUCUCCAAUCAGAGCUUCUCAAACUUUCAAUGGUGGAUUACAUCAGAGGUUUCUUCUCUGCUGUUGUUGCCCUUGGUUACCUUUUCCAUAAUUUAUGGCUUGGAUUCUGAUAUGGUGCAUUUCUCCUUCAAACCAAACAGUUUUGUCUUUAGUGAUGUGUCUCAUUAACUUCCUCUGUUCUGUGUGUUAAAACAUGGGUGUUUGCCUGAGUUUAUGUUUGGACUUGUUGGUAAAAGUGAGCAAUAUGGAACCCAUUCAGUAAUAAACACAGCUUUUAGCCUGGAGCCGCACUAACUGCUCAUAUAACAGUAUUAUCUGCCAAGGUGGAGUCAGCCUGCAGUGUUGUUAAAGAGCCAGGGACACGUUUGGAAGAGAAAGUCAUGUAGUGUUUUUGAAGCUUUUAUUGAAACUUAAAUCAAAAUGUUGUUUUGAAUGAAAGACCAAAAUCUCGUUGUCUUGAUGAAUUUUGCCGCGUUUCCAUUAAGUAAAUUUAUUUUUGUAAUUCCAAUUUGUGCAAUUACAUUAGGGUAAGAGAGUGAUACAUUUUGGUCAAUGGAAAUACAAAAUAUAUUGUGUUUCAAAACAAAUAAAGUCUAUUUGUUUUAGACUUUAUUGUCUACUCUGGCAAAAAGAGUCUUAAAUACAGAUUUAACAAGCAUUUCUCCACACAAUCUUGCAAAUUGUCCGAUUCAAAUUGAGGAAAUGAGACCUUAUUUAAUCUGUUGCAAGGUUAGGGUUGGAACAGUUUGAACACCAGAUUAACAGGCAUCAAUAGAGGCAAUACAAAGACACGGAGUUCUUGGAAAUAGAAGAACUUCCUGUUUGGUUCAUUUAGAAAUUCAACACUAACAGGUUUUAAGAUUUCUACAACAAUUAUUUUGUACAUAAACUCAUUUCUUUUGGUUUGGUAUUAAUUUUCUAAAUAAUUCACUGCAGUUCUGUUUUGUCCAUGUAGAAUUGAAUGUUGUGAUAGUAACAUUUUUUUAAAAAUAUUUCUGUUUUAAAUCAGACCUAAUGGUAGAAAUUAGAAUCCAUGCCCCUCAGUAGUUCUGUGUUUUACAACCUGUUAAACUGGCACAGUUUUUUUAAAUGAACAUGUGGAAGUCUUUCCUGCACUGUUUUCAUUAUUUGCUACUGCGACAUAAACAAGAAGAGCUUGAUAAAAUAUUAACAUGAACAAUUCAAAAGGUAGCUGUAGGGUCAUGGGGUCAGCGCCCUGCAGACUGAAUGCAGCAGAGAUCAGAACCCUUUCCUUCCCGCUGGGUUCUAUGAACACAGAGGCUUCACUCCCUCUGUCCUCUCAGCUCCACCUAGACCCUGAAUAUUUCAGCAGCGGCUAUCUGUUUAAAGGACAUGUUUGUCCUUACCGUUGCUAUGGUCACUGGUAAAUUUUCCACCUGCCAGCAACAACCUCAGCCAAGGAACUGGAAGAUGUAUGUGUCCUUCCCAUUUCUUUUAGGUGUAUGACCAGAUGAGAUCCGUAUUUUUAGAAUUCCAGACAGUCCACUUAGGAAAGGUUUUGUUGGCUUUUGUGUAGAUCAGAUUAAUGUGUUUCCCAGCAGAAAGCUUGGCCUACUAUCCAACGUGAUGGUGACUCUGGUGUCAGUUGCCUGAAAAUGACACCAUUGGCCUUUUGGUGUCUGAUACUACUCUGAUGGAUUUUAAAGUUGUAGAGAAAUGGGAGCUGACAGUAUCGUCACAGGAUCAUAACAAGACAAUGGAAGCUAAUAAAAAGAAACCACAACUAACAGCAGUGGCUUUUGGUGGAGCAGUGACAGCAGCCUGCUCAGUGUCUGGAUGUGUAGUCAGAACCAAGAGUGGUGGGAUUGUGAGGUGAUGUUCUUCACUGACGGACUUCCUUCAGAAUUUCAACUUUCAGCCUUUGAUGAAUCCAGAUUUACUGGUUUCUAUUGGUGCAAAAUUACAAUGCAUGUAUUACAUCAAUGAUGUAAAAGUCCGUUAAGAUGCAAUAUGAUAGUUUAUACUGCAGACCCUUGGUUACGCGUCCAAAUUAGUUUCACAUUUGGAAGUGGCACAAAUCUGAUUUUUUGGACGGUGACAUUACUAGAAUAGUGCCGUUUAGACAAAGUUGGACAUUGGUCUCAUUUGGUAAAAAAAAAAAAAAAAAAAAAAAAAGAUAAAACAAAGAACCCAUCAGACGUUGUCCGGACAGCUUGUUUUCACAGGUAAAGAAAAAGAUUUCAAACUAUGACAUGAAACAUUUGUGUGAGGUUGACCUCGUCAUCUUUGAGCUUUUUUGCUUAACAUGAAAGCUCAUGUAUCUUCAUGAGAAAAGGGUGUGUACGGCACUACUUGUCCUCACCACACCUUUAUGAAACUGUUUGGGUUGACAGACAAAGCCAGAAACCUGAUCAGGGAAACAGAAAGAGAUAAAAGCCUUCCAGAACGAGGAUGAGGUCCUUGCCUGCCUAGCGGAGCGUCCCUGCUAAAGAUGGCCGCAGAGAGGUUUUUCUGUCGUUACUUCCCUUCCUGUGACUCUGAAGGCUCCCAGUAGGCAUCUUCUCUGUGUGACAUGUCUAACCCCACGUGAUCUGGUGACCAUGAUGGCCUCUGUGGUUGCUAAUGGAAACAAAGAUGGGCAGUCUCUGGUGUUGAAAGGGGUGGACCCAGAGACGUGCAUGAUUGUAUUCAAGAACCACUGGGCUCAGGUUGUGAAGAUCCUGGAGAAGCAUGACCCACUGCGCAGCAGCUCCACGCUGGGGGUCAUCGGCCUCGGCGGCGUGGCGACGGGGGCCCCCCGCUUCGGCCCCGUCCCGGGGGACGAGGCGAGCGCGGUGCAGAACUACGUGGAGCACAUGCUUUUCCUGCUGAUGGAGGAGGAGAGCGGCCAAGGGGGCGCCAUGGGGCCCAUCCUGGAGUUUGUGGUGAUGGAGAACGUGAUGGAGCGCCUGUUCGUGUGGAGCCUCCGGAGGGAGUUCACCGACGACAUGAAGCUGGAGCAGCUGAAGAUGUACGAGAUGCUGGUGGGCCAAGCGCACCAGCCGCUGCUGCAUCACAAGCCCGUCCUGCGGCCCCUCAUGAUGCUGUUGUCGUCCUGCUCGGGCGCGGCGGCACCAGCAGUGGAGGCGGAGCUGGUGCUCCUGCUCCACCAGCUCUGCUGCGUUCUGGCGAAAGACCCAUCCAUUCUGGAGCUGUUUUUCCACACCAGCGAGGACCAGGGGGCCACCAACUUCCUCAUCUUCUCCCUCCUCAUCCCCUUCAUCCACAGGGAGGGCCCCGUGGGCCAGCAGGCCAGAGACGCCCUGCUGCUCAUCAUGUCGCUGUCUGCCGAGGACGAGAGGGUGGCCAAGCACGUCGCACAGAACACCUUCUUCUGCCCGGUGCUGGCCACUGGACUGAGUGGGCUGUACUCAUCCCUUCCCACCAAGCUGGAGGUUUCCAGCGAGGAGUGGCACUGCCUUCACAAGGAGGAGUGGCUCCGGAUGCCGUCCCUGGUCCAGUUUCUCAACUCACUGGAAUUCUGCAACGCUGUGAUCCAGGUCGCCCAUCACACCAUCAGAGACCAGCUGCUGGGUUACAUCUAUAAUGGUUUUCUUGUACCUGUCGUCGCACCAGCACUGCACAAGCUCACUCUAGAGGAGGUGAUGACCACCACGGCGUACCUUGACCUCUUCCUGAGGAGUGUGACCGAGCCGGCCCUGCUGCAAACCUUCCUCUCCUUCCUCCUCCUCCACCAGCAUGAGGGCGUCUACAUUCUGGACACACUGGUUAGCCGCAUCAACACACCCUUCCAGUUGGGAACGGUGUCCCUGGCGCUCUUUCGGACUCUGAUCGGCCUCUACUGCGAGGAUGUGAUGCUGCAGCUCGUCCUCAAGUACUUGAUCCCCUGCAACCACAUGAUGCUGAGUCAGAGACGAGUGGUGAGGGAGAGGGACUUCUACUCAGGAUCUGCGGCCAAGAUCCUGGCGCUGACGCCGUCCUGCUGCUCCCCGGACCGCAGCCCCCCGCCCCUCCGCCAGCUGGAGUCCAUCCUCUUCUCCAAGGGGGGGGAAACUCCAAACAACUCCAGCAACGCAGACCAGCAGGGCAGCUGCUCAGACGAGGACGACGGCUCUGGGACCCGCUGCACCAUCGGCUCAGAGAUCCACCUGGACGUCAGCUAUCUGCAUUACCUCUGCGACGCCCGCCUCAGCAUCAGCGGCUGCAUCCGGGCCUGCCGGGUGUGGUCGGCGCCGUACGACGGCGAGAACCCUCCUCCGGAGCGGUACCAGGCGGGCGUCCUGGAGGAGCCGGCGCCGGAUGGCCGGCCGCCUCAGAGGAGAGUCCCGCCCCCACCUGCACCACCGCCGCUGCCUCGCCCCCUACCCACCAAAGAGCUGGCCUCCUUCGCCCAGCUGGAGCUGGAGUGGGACGACAGCUUCGACACGUGUCCAGUACAGGAAGCUGAGGCCACCGCCGACCCCAAGCCUUCCUCUGAGCCGCUCCCCAAGCACAUCCAGGAGAUGAGGCGGUCGGCCAUCAUGCUGGUGAAAGGCUCGUACUCGGAGGAGAGCGAUUUCCAGGACGACGUCAUGGUGUAUGAUCUGGUCGCCAAGAAAGACGCCUCAGAGAUGGAGCAGGCGCCACCAGUGGACGAGGCCCCGUUGGCCUCACCGAAGAACGGGCUCAGUAGAACCCUGACGGCCGAUAACACAAAGAACAGCUUAAAGGCCAAGGUCAAAGGUCGGACUGACUGCAACGGGAACCUGCAGAAGGCAGCUAACACCAGUGAGGAUCUUCUAGCCCAGUAUGAGGAGCUGAUCCGCUCUCUGCUCAGCGAGGCCGGUGGGAAACCGGCGAGGGCUGAUGGAGAGGUGAGGAAGACUGCAGCAACAGAGGAAGAGGAGGAAGAAAUGGACUUCACUUCCUUUACAGCUGAAACUCCAGAGUCAGAGAAGCCUCAAUCUCCGGUGGGGGCCAUCCAGAGGUUCAAGAGUGGAAGCUGCAGAGGAAACUACGCUUUACCUUUCACAGGUCCAUUCAUCAGCGUGCUGCUGUCCCGCCUGGAGAACAUGCUGUCCAACAGCCUUCAGGUCAACCUGCUGCUGACCGAGAUCCUGGCCCAGCUGGCUGCUUACCCCCAGCCGCUGCUCCGCUCCUUCCUGCUCAACACCAACCUGGUGUUCCAGCCCACCGUCCGCUCGCUCUACCAGGUUUUGGCCACUGUGAAGAACCAGAUAGAAGAGCUGGCCGCCUGCAGGAAGGACUUCACAGAGCUGAUCACUGUGGCCCAGCACUGGCUGCUGGCCAGGGAGGCCAGCACAGAUAAAACCAGCGGCGGCGGGUCCAGCCAGUACGAAGGAGGAAGGAUUCUGAGGAACUCCCCGCCUCCCAAACCCAAAGCCAUCUCUCUGGAUCAGACAGAGGUCUUCGCUACAGUCCUCUUCUCCGAGUUUCUCAAAGAGCUGGCAGCCAUCGCUCAGGAGCACUCCAUCCUGUCCCACGUUCCCAUGGAGGAGUAGGGAUCCACCUCAGUGCCUUUUCAGGUACUGUUUAAUUAAUCAGGUUUUCCCCCCUUUUUUUAUAUAGAAAGAUUUUGAAGAUACUUAUUUUUUCAAACAAAUCAACUUGGAUUGACUUCCAUCCUCCUGCCUCUGCGAAGCCUGGAGACAAACUGCAGCCCUUCCCACCAAAGACUUUUACAUCUUUCCAAACAUUUUCUGGACCGUCUGAAUGUUUCCUGCAACCAGCCGCAGCGGCGACACGCUGCUCUCUGUGUUUUCUUUUCCGUCUCAAAUGUUGUCUUUAAGCAUCAGGAUGCACUGCAAAAACACAAAAUCUCACCAAGUAAGUUUGAAUUUCUGGUACAAAUAUCACCUGAAGUAAGACAAAACUAAUUUACAAGUAACUUUUCAUCAAGAACCAAGGAGGUUGAUCGAAUCAGUACUUCCUUUAUAUUUAUGUUUUAAAAAGGACUAGUUCCACUGGCAGAUUAUUUCACUUAUAGCAAUACAUGUUUCUGAUGUUAUAAGUGAAAUAAUUUCCAAAUUGAACAAGCACUUUUUCAUUAAUAUUAAAAAAUUAUUGACGUAAGAUAAGCCCAUAUGUCUUGCUGAAAAGUUACUUGUAAGUUUGGUUCCUCUUAUUUUAAAUGUAAUAAGAUAUUUGCACUAAAAACUAGACCAAAAGCACUUGGUUAUAUUUUGUGUUUUUGUGUACAGCUGUUACAAGUUGAGUCCUAACUGCCUACAGAUUUCACAAAGUGCAUUAGCAGUCUUCAGGUCCAGAUGUUUCGGUGCUAAUUCACCGCGGCGCCUCUGGCACCUCCUUCCUUUUCUGACCCGCUAUUGACUCUGCACAUUUUCCAUCGUUCCCUGCAUGAUUACUGACACCUCUUGUAAAAAAAAUAAUAUCUAAAAAAAAAAUCUUGAAAUAAAUGCAUCUGUGAUUGCAGCAGCAGAAUCAAAUAAUAAUAAUAAAAACUUCCAGCCUUUACAUUAAAUAUAUUUAUUCAGGAAAGAUAUAUUUUUUCAAGAUGGGUUGUAUUUACCAAAAUCCCCAACAGUUACUGUAAAAUAUGUGUAGCUAAACAUUUUGUAUAAAUUCAUAGUUUUCUCUCUUAUGUGUUGAGUUGAUAUUUCUAGUUAGUCAUGUUGGACGUCUUUAUCAUUAAACAUGUGGCCCACAGUGCAAAAUCACAAAAUCUGACCAAGUAUUUUGGUCUAAUUUCUGCAAUAUUGCAGUACAUUUGAAAUAUGACAAAACUAACAUGCAAGUAAAUUUUCAGCAAGAAAUAUGAGUUUGUUGUACAUCAAUAAGUCCUAAAUAUUGAUGGAAAAGAAGCAGAUUAUUUCUCUCAUAACAUGGGGAAACUAAUACUUUUUCAUCAUUACUAUAGAAUUUCUAAUUCUUAUGAAUUUUGCUGAAAAGUUAGUUUUGUCUUAUUCAAGUUUGCUAAAGAUAUUUGCACUUUUUUUUUUGCAGAGCAGAUAUUCAUUUUGCUCAGCCAGUCUUUGUCCUGGUUAGCUGACCAAGUGGUCAAAUUAUUUCACUUAUGGGAAAAAUGUCUUGUGAAAGGUGAAAUUGUCUCCCAACUCUUAACUUUGAACAAUCUCCUAAAUGUUGCUCAACAGUUCCAUGUGAGUUAGUUGUGUCUUAUUUAAAGUGCACUAAGAUAUUUGCAGUAGAAAGUAGACUAAAAUUAUUUGGUAUGAUUUUGUUUUCGUAUUGUAAGCAUUCAACAUGAGAAAAUCUUCUUCUGUGCAGACAGAGCGUUUGCAUACUUUAGCCAGGAUUAAUCACUGUACAUGUUGUGUCAGUCCCAGCAGAUCCCAUGACAGAUAUAUUACAGCAUCAGACCCGUAGUAAGCAUGCUAGAACUUUAGACCUGCUUAUUUUCAUACACUAGGCAGAUGUGCAAUAAUGUGGAACUGAUGGAGGGAUCUUCAGUCACCACGUCUCCUCAACGCUUAAUCAUCAUCAUUUAUUUAAGACUUCUGCGCUCUUUCAGCUUUAAAGGGGUGCCAAAAGAUGCCGUCUUUAUCUAUAUGUGCACAGAAGAGCAGAGCCAGGCUCACCACUGCUGUAUGUAACGUGCCUUUCACCUUUACCUGUUUAUGAUGUAGAAAUCAUAAGGAAAAUGUUCUGAGGAAAACAAAACACACUAUGCAAAUGAAAUGUAUUGGGGAUAUUAGCUGUUAGAUCACUGUGAUUACGGGUAGGGGUAUUUAAAAUGUUCGUUGACUGUUUUUCUUUUUCGUCACUUUCUUUCUCCUUUGCUUGUGAAAAGGCAUUUUAAAGCUGAUAAAAGCAUAAAAUCACUUUAUGGAGGGUUGAUGCUCAUAUCUGUCCAGUGUAAUCUUAUGGCACAAUAAAGAUAAUCUGGGUAUGAAAAUGAAAUAAAAGUCUUUUAUAGACCUUG